CACAGGAGAAACAUCCUCCUCUCUGUGGAGCUGCUCCUCUGACUGACUUUUCACAGUCCGAUGCCCCGACAGGACUCAGCAGUCAUGGCCGGCAGUCUGACCCACCAAGGCUCCCCGAGCCCCGGCUACAGCUCCAACAACGCGGUCCCGGUGCCAGUCAUCACACAGACCGACUCCAGGGACAAAUGGAGCAAAAAGAUGGAUUUUCUCUUGUCUGUCAUUGGCUUUGCAGUGGACCUGGGAAAUGUUUGGAGAUUUCCGUACGUAUGUUAUCAAAACGGUGGCGGUGCUUUCCUUAUUCCCUACAUUUUGAUGGCCAUCUUUGGUGGUGUGCCACUCUUUUACAUGGAGCUGGCACUUGGACAGUUCCACAGAACCGGAGCCAUAUCCAUAUGGAAACACAUCUGUCCCAUUUUCAAAGGUAUAGGAUAUGCCAUUUGUAUCAUCGCCCUGUAUGUGUCCUUCUACUACAACACCAUCAUUGCCUGGGCCCUCUUCUACUUCUACUCCUCUUUCUCAACCAUCUUGCCUUGGACAAACUGUGACAAUGUGUGGAACACCCCCGACUGCACCAACUAUUUUGGCAUUGACAACGUCACCUGGACGAAUUCCUCAAAGUCUCCGGCAGAGGAAUUUUACACGAGGAAUGUCCUUGAGAUCCACAAGUCAUCAGGGCUGAGAGACGUCGGGGGUGUUCGCUGGCAGUUGAUGCUCUGCCUUUUUCUCAUUUUCACCAUUGUAUACUUCAGCCUCUGGAAGGGCGUGAAGACUUCAGGGAAGGUAGUGUGGGUGACGGCCACCUUGCCCUACAUAGUGCUUUUCAUCCUGCUAAUUCGAGGUGCCACUCUGCCAGGAGCCUGGAGAGGUGUGGUGUUUUACCUGAAACCCCAGUGGGGGAAGCUGCUGGAGACCAGUGUUUGGGUGGAUGCUGCUGCUCAGAUAUUCUUCUCACUGGGGCCCGGGUUUGGGGUUCUCCUGGCCCUCUCCAGCUACAACCCUUUCACAAAUAACUGCUAUCGUGACGCCAUUGUGACAAGUUUGGUGAACUGUCUGACCAGCUUUGUGUCAGGGUUUGUGAUCUUCACGGUGCUGGGCUACAUGGCAGAGAUGAGGAAGGUGGAGGUGGAGGAUGUAGCCAAGGAUAAAGGACCAAGUUUACUCUUCAUAACAUACCCAGAAGCCAUUGCAAACAUGAUGGGCUCAACCUUUUUUGCAAUCAUCUUUUUUGUGAUGAUGAUUACGCUGGGACUGGACAGCACGUUUGGUGGGCUGGAGGCGAUCAUCACUGCUGUGUUGGACGAAUACCCAGAUCAUCUUGCUCACAGACGUGAACUUUUUGUUCUGGGCUUGGUAGUUGUCUGCUUUUUGGGCUCUCUAAGCACUCUUACAAAUGGUGGUGCCUAUGUGGUGAAGCUGCUGGAGGAAUUUGGAGUAGGAUGCUCCAUUAUUGCUGUGGGUUUCCUUGAGGUCAUUGCGGUUUCCUGGUUCUACGGCAUCAAAAGAUUUAGCAAUGAUGUUCAGUCCAUGCUGGGCAAAUCUCCAGGAUUAUUCUGGAAGGUGUGCUGGGUUGCCAUCAGUCCAGCAUUUCUAGCGUAUAUUAUAGUGAGCUCCCUGCUGAAAGCGCCGCCCCUCAUGCUGUUCGACUAUAAGUACCCUGACUGGAGCAUCACAGUGGGAUACAUGAUUGGCCUCUCAUCCUUCAUGUGGAUCCCCAUCUACAUGGUCUACAAGCUGGUGUGGACCCCUGGAUCUCUCAAACAGAGGUUGGCGGUUUGUCUCAGACCAGAGAGGACCAUACCAGACAUCCACGCUGAGAACCUCAACAUGGUUAUUGUGCCAUAGAAAGAAUAACACAAGAAAAAAAACCUGCUUGUAGUUUCUAUUCAAACCACAGUUUUAGGUUAUUAUUUGUGACUGAACUGGAACAUCUGACAUCACGACUGUUACCUGCUGAUGAUGUCCAACAUGUCAACUUUCACUGCACAUGUACACUCUGUAAAAUGGUAAAUGCUGCUAAAUUUGUAAUUUAGGAGGAACUGAGAUAGCAAUACUCAUACCUUACUGUGGUAUGUGUGUAUUCAGAUCUAUAAUAUGUAGCUUCACCUGUUGCCAUUUUCAAGUGUUGUAUUCGUGCGGGUAUAGGAGCCAGUAGCGAUUACUUAAACUUAAUGUUCUGCUUUUCCCCUUAAUCAGCUGUCUUUAUCUAACGAGAACAAUAUGCCAAGGAAAAUAAAAACACGUAUUUCCAUAUGUAACAUUCAGCACAUUAUUUCUAUUGCAUGGGGCCAUUUUCUCUUGUUAAGUUGUGUAUUUUUUGUAGUUUGUGAAAGUUAGAUGAAACAAUGGUGUGUUGCACUUGGUGCAACAGUGAGGUUAGUACAGUUUUGGCAGCGGCAUUUUGCAUGUAAUUUCAUGUAAUAAAAAACUGUAUUCAGUGGGCUGUUUAUCCUCUCAGUGGACAACAUACUCUACAGUUUUUCAGCUAAUGUUUUUCUCACCAGCUCUGCUGUAUUUUUGUGCCAUUUUGAACAGAUAUUGUGUGUUUUUGUUGGACCUAAGUCUAAGCACUUUUUUUGCUGGACAGACAGUGAGAGAGAUUAAAUAGGACAAUACCUAAAUCAGUUUGACAGAAAAUUACAGGCCCUCCUUUAUUUUUUGCCAAUGAUGUAUUUCAUAUUUAUAUAGUAGAUCUGUAAUACAGUGCUUGUAUAGGAUUUCACACCAGCUGCUGGAUAUGUCUUUUAAAAAUGUUCUGUUUUUCCCUACAAGUGUUUGUAAUAGAGAUACGUGAGGCACUCAGACAAAGA
Molecule: messenger RNA, 2807 nt
Organism: Sander lucioperca (pikeperch)
Lineage: Eukaryota; Metazoa; Chordata; Actinopteri; Perciformes; Percidae
Gene: slc6a4b
Product: solute carrier family 6 member 4b
Exons: 13
Coding region: 61-1842 (593 amino acids)
Biological process (GO): serotonin uptake; sodium ion transmembrane transport
Cellular component (GO): membrane; neuron projection
Molecular function (GO): serotonin binding; serotonin:sodium:chloride symporter activity
Source: RefSeq, a predicted model, not a curated record